This is a messenger RNA of Balaenoptera ricei (Rice's whale), 2020 nucleotides long. It is a transcript of the gene PNRC1, whose product is annotated as proline rich nuclear receptor coactivator 1. Gene Ontology annotation, cellular component: nucleus; P-body. The record is from RefSeq and is a predicted model, not a curated record. Gene Ontology annotation, biological process: nuclear-transcribed mRNA catabolic process, nonsense-mediated decay. The transcript has 2 exons. Lineage: Eukaryota; Metazoa; Chordata; Mammalia; Artiodactyla; Balaenopteridae. The coding region runs from base 158 to 1144 and encodes 328 amino acids.
GCGGAGGCUCAGGCUAUUUGUUGCUGCGCCGCCACCGCCCGACCCAUGGUAUGUUCUUUUCUCGGGCUCCGUUAGCAGCAGCCGCCGCCGCCGCCCUGUGAUUUCUGGCCUUACCUCCUCCUUCUACUCUUGCUGAGCCACUUUUCCUCGUAGUGCUAUGACCGUCGUUUCUGUCCCACAGCGGGAGCCGCUUGUUCUGGGCGGCCGCCUUGCGCCCAUGGGUUUUUCCGCCCGCGGUUACUUCGGGGCCCUCCCGAUGGUUACUGCUCCACCGCUUUUGCCCCGGAUCCCGGACCCACGGGGGCUGCCCCCCACUCUCUUCCUCCCUCACUUCUUAGGGGGAGACGGUCCCUGUCUGACCCCUCAUCCUCGCGCCCCGGCACCUCUGCCCAACUGCAGCCUCGCCACGGCGGGGGGCACCCCUCGGGCAGCACCAAAGAAGCGGCGAAAGAAGAAGGUGCGGGCCAGCCCGUCGGGGCAGCUUCCCAGCCGCUUCCACCAGUACCAGCAGCACCGGCCGAGCCUGGAGGGCGGGCGGAGCCCCGCGACGGGCCACGGCGGAGCGCAGCAAGUCCCGGACCAGGCCCAGGCCGCCGCCUGGGCCCCGGCUCCUGCGACCGCAGCUCGAACUGAGGAAGCGAGCCCUUUCCCUGGCUCGUUGCCGCCCGCGGCGCCCGGCCAACCCUCGUUCAGUAGAGAGGUUUUAAAAUCAAAGAUGGGAAAAUCGGAGAAAAUUGCCAUUCCCCACGGCCAGCUUGUUCAUGGUAUACACUUGUGUGAACAACCAAAGAUAAACAGACAGAAAAGCAAAUAUAACUUACCACUAACCAAGAUCACCUCUGCAAAAAGAAAUGAAAAUAACUUUUGGCAGAAUUCUGUUUCAUCUGAUAUAAUUCAGAAGCAGGAAAAAAAGCCUUUUAAAAAUACUGAGAAUAUUAAAAAUAAGCAUUUGAAGAAAUCAUCAUUUCUAACUGAAGUGAGCCAAAAGGAGAAUUAUGCUGGGGCAAAGUUUAGUGAUCCACCUUCUCCUAGUGUUCUUCCAAAGCCUCCUAGUCACUGGAUGGGAAGCACCAUUGAAAAUUCCAACCAAAAUAGGGAGUUGAUAGCAGUACACUUAAAAACGCUCCUAAAAGUUCAAACUUAGAUCUCAGAUUUCAGUAUGUAUGUAAAACAUAGCUUUUCCAAAAUCCCUGGACUCUUGAAAAGCAGUGGUACAGAAAUGGAAAAUUACCUUGUUGCAAUAUACAAGGGCAAAAGAUGAGUUUAAAAAUUUACAAACAGCUUGUAUUAUAUUUUAUAUUUUGUAAAUACUGUAUACCAUGUAUUAUGUGUAUAUUGUUCAUACUUGAGAGGUACAUUAUAGUUUUGUUAUGAAAGUAUGUAUUUUGCCCUGCCCAAAUGGUAGGUGUUUUGUAUAUAUACAAUGGAGAAAUUUUAAGUGUGCUAAGGCACCUGAAAGACCGAUUUAUUUGCACAAGGUACUGAGAUUUUUUUCAAGAAACAGCUGUCAAAUCUCAAGGUGAAGAUCUCAAUGUGAACAGUUUACUAAUGCACUACUGAAGUUUAAAUCUGUGGCACAAUCAUUGUAAACAUGGGGUUUGUCUAUGUUUCUCUAAAUUGAUUUCUGCCUUCUAAUCUGUAAUUACCGGAAAACUCCUAUUCCCAUUUUUACCAAACUUAAUUUCUGGGUUUUGGUUUAUAUCCAUUCAUAUUUAAAAUUUUAAUGCCAACAAAAUCGGUUGUAAUCAAAUUUUAAAAUAAUAAUAAUUUGGCCCCCCCCUUUUCAACUAGUCUUGUCUCUUUGUGUGUGAUUGUUUUUUCAUGUUUGAAUGUGUAACUAGGAGAUGGAUUUUAACUUUCCAUUUUACUGGCUAAAUGUCUAUACUAAUUGUACAUCCUCCCUCUGAAAGCUGGAGAGUCCAGUAAUUUAACACUACUACCUCUAAGGGGAGGAAUUCCCCAUCUCAUGAAUGGAAAUGGUUGUGGGCAAAAGUAAAGCUGAUUAGCUUAUAGCUUAGAA